This is a messenger RNA of Phasianus colchicus (ring-necked pheasant), 616 nucleotides long. NCBI's taxonomy places the organism in Eukaryota, Metazoa, Chordata, Aves, Galliformes, Phasianidae. The record is from RefSeq and is a predicted model, not a curated record.
UAUGGGUCUCUAUGGGAUCUCUGUGGGGCUCUGUGGGGCUGUAUGAUGCUCUAUGGGAUCUCUAUGGGGCUUUUUGGGCUCUAUGGGACUUUUGGGGCUCUGUGGGGCUCUGUGGGGCUGUAUGGGCUCUAUGAUGCUCUAUGGGGCUCUAUGGGAUCUCUGUGGGGCUGUGUGGGGCUGUAUGGGCUCUAUGGGGCUGUAUGGGCUCUAUGGGGUGCUGAGCAGCCCCCCCCCAGGCUGGGCCCCACGGAUUACAUCCGCACCCCCACGGGGGACGAGUUCGUGACGGCCCAGGUGCGCAGGGGGCUCCUGCCCCGAAUCCUCGAGGGGCUGCUGGCGGCGCGGCGCAGGGCGAAGGAGGCGCUGUCCCGCGAGGUCGAUCCGUUCCGCCGCCAGGUCCUGGACGGCCGGCAGCUGGCGCUCAAAGUCAGCGCCAACUCGGUGUACGGCUUCACCGGGGCGCAGGCCGGCCGCCUGCCCUGCCUCGAGAUCUCGCAGAGCGUGACGGGGUUCGGCCGGCAGAUGAUCGAGCGCACGCAGCAGCUGGUGGAGACCCAUUUCUGCGUGCAGAACGGCUACCCGGCCAACGCCAAGGUGGGGGCUGUGGGGCGGGGGG